This is a messenger RNA of Sparassis crispa, 351 nucleotides long. RefSeq lists its product as hypothetical. The coding region runs from base 1 to 351 and encodes 116 amino acids. Lineage: Eukaryota; Fungi; Basidiomycota; Agaricomycetes; Polyporales; Sparassidaceae. The record is from RefSeq and is a predicted model, not a curated record. The transcript has a single exon.
AUGGGUGCUUGCAGUAAGGCCCUGACUGAGGGUACUUUGGCAAUGGGCCCAUUGCUGGCAGUAACAUGCUCUGGCGAUGGCCAACCCUCUGACCUUUGGCAGUGGGCCCAUCCUUCAUCUUACACUCUUGGCGGUGGGCCCACUGCUCAGAACAUCACCUAUGGCAGUGGGCCCACUGCUCAGAAGUACCCCUAUGGCGGUGGGCCCACUGCUCAGAAUAACAUCUAUGACAGUGAGCCCACUGCUCAGAAGUACCCCUAUGGUGGUGGGCCCACUGCUCAGAACAUCACCUAUGGUGGUGGGCCCACUGCUCAGAAGUGCCUCUAUGGUGGUGGGCCCAUCGCUAAAUAA